Hypomesus transpacificus is the source of this 2249-nucleotide messenger RNA. It is a transcript of the gene foxred1, whose product is annotated as FAD-dependent oxidoreductase domain containing 1. Bases 396 to 1916 code for a protein of 506 amino acids. The transcript has 11 exons. NCBI's taxonomy places the organism in Eukaryota, Metazoa, Chordata, Actinopteri, Osmeriformes, Osmeridae. Gene Ontology annotation, molecular function: oxidoreductase activity. The record is from RefSeq and is a predicted model, not a curated record. Gene Ontology annotation, cellular component: cytoplasm.
CGUAACAUUUACAAGCGGCAGGUAAGUAAGUGCAACAGUUUUUCUUUUGUUAGAUUUUUUUGUCGGUUUAUCUGAGGUAAUGCGCCACCGGCCGCACACUCCCGAUCCUGAACAGUAGGGAGCGGUGAUGCGCUUCAAAAACGUUGGUUGCAAUCUGCCAAAACCUCAACAUGAGAAGAAGAUUGCCACUGGUUAUGGUAAGUGGCCAGUGAAGGACGUGGACAGCUGCUAGCUUUGUUGAACUCGUAUGAGAUCCCUUCUAAUUUACCUUCACAUUGAGUGUCGCUUGUUAACAUAAGGUUAACGAACUGUUGAUUGGUGGUCUAAAUCACAUUCGCCUUUUCUCAAUGACAACACUUCAUCGCAUUCUCCUGCCAGCUACUUAAGACAUUUCAAUGUGGCGAAGACUGUGCCUGACAGCACGGGCGACUCACAAGAAUCAUGUAUGCUCGCUGUUGAUUCCGUGUGACACGCGACUGUGCGCCGCAGUCUGUAGCAACUUCAGCACAGGUAGACCCCUCCACAAUGACAUUUUCAAAGAGGUGGAGUCCCAGUUCAAAGCGUUCAGGCAGAAGGCGUCCGAUGCCCUGCCCGGCAGUGACUGGAGUCCGUUUGAGAAGAACGCCUCUCUGCCCCCGGAGAGGGCAGACAUCGUGGUGGUGGGUGGAGGCGUGGUGGGCUGGUCCAUAGCCUACUGGCUGAAGAAGAAGGAGCGUAUCAGGGACGGGGUGCGGGUGGUGGUGGUGGAGAAGGAUCCCACGUAUGCCCAGGCCUCCAGUGUGCUGUCUGCUGGGGGCAUCCGUCAGCAGUUCUCCCUGCCAGAGAACAUCCAGCUGUCCCUGGCCUCCGCGGACUUCAUGAGGAACAUCAACGAACAUCUGAGUGUUAUGAAUGAAGACCCAGUGGACCUUCAGUUCAACCACUCUGGUUACCUUUUCCUGGCCAGCGAGAAAGUGGCCCACAUCAUGGAGGAAAACUACAAAACUCAGAGGGAAGCGGGGGCCAAGGUCUCCCUGUUGUCCCAGGCACAGCUGAAGGACAGGUUUCCAUGGAUCAACACUGAGGGAGUGGUGCUAGCCUCCUACGGGCUGGAAAACGAAGGCUGGUUUGAUCCCUGGACUCUGCUGAAUGCGUUCAGGCGCAAGGCCAUGUCCAUGGGGGUGUACCAGUGCUUUGGAGAAGUUACAGGUUUCAAGUACGUCUCGAAUGCCAUGACAACUCAGGAUGGUGAAGUGGUGGAUUUCAAAAGGAUCAAACAUGUUAACGUUCAGAUGCCCAACAGUCUAGAGUAUCAGCCGGUGGAGUGUGCCAUCGUGGUGAACGCGGCCGGCGCCUACUCCGGCAGGGUGGCAGAGAUGAUUGGCAUUGGCGCCGGGGCGAAGGACACCUGGGCCGGCAUCCAUCUGCCUGUGGAGCCCAGGAAGAGGUUUAUCUAUGUGGUCCACUGUCCAGACGGACCGGGCCUAGACACUCCUUUCCUGAUCGACUACUCUGGAGUUUACUUCAGACGGGAGGGCCUGGGCGGGAACUACAUCGCUGGGACAUCUCCCGAGGAGGCUGAGGAACCAGAUACCAGUAACCUGGAGGUGGACCACAAGUUCUUCCAGGACAAGAUCUGGCCUCAUCUGGCCAAUCGUGUUCCAGCCUUUGAAUGCUUGAAGGUCACAAGCGCGUGGGCUGGUUUCUACGACUACAACACGUUCGACCAGAACGCCAUCCUGGGCAUGCACCCGCUGGUGAGCAACAUGCUGUUUGCCACGGGCUUCAGCGGCCACGGCCUGCAGCACUCCCCCGCCGUGGGCCGGGCCGUGGCCGAGAUCAUCUUGGACGGAGAGUUCCGGACCCUGGACCUGAAGGCCCUGGGGUUCAAACGCAUCCUGGCCCAGGAGCCCAUGCUGGAGAGGAACAUCGUCUGAGAGGGUGGGUGGAUGGACUGGAGCCCUCCUGGUCUCUGGUGGGGUUCAAGGACUGGAGCCCUCCUGGUCUCUGGUGGGGUUCAAGGACUGGAGCCCUCCUCCUCUCUGGUGGGGUUCAAGGACUAGAGCCCUCCUCCUCUCUGGUGGGGUUCAAGGACUGGAGCCCUCCUCCUCUCUGGUGGGGUUCAAGGACUGGAGCCCUCCUCCCCUCUCCAACAUGCAGCUCAUCCAGCUAGAGUAGAUAGCUGGGUCGGACUGGCCUUCGGGAGAGUCGGGAGAUUUCACAAACGGCCGCGGCAUGAUUAAAAAAAAAAUAAAUAAAUAAUAACACUG